UCGUUCCUUCCUUAACCUUUUUCGACAGUGUGCUACAUCCAUUAGUCCGUCAAGCGCACAUCACAAGAAAGGUUUCAGUCAAUCUAUCACCCACUACUAGCAUACAACAGUGAAAAAGUGAUUUCCUAUCGAAAAAAUGGCAUCGCGUGGUCAAUCGAGGAGAAUACCAGAGUCAGAGUCUCGUAUAGACUAUGUACAAACUGAUGGCCUAGCGGUGAUGAAGAUGGUGAAGCACUGUCACGAAGAGUCUACAAGCAACAUGGAAGUAGCCCAGGGUGCCCUUCUGGGUUUGGUGGUGAACAAUCGUUUAGAAAUUACAAAUUGCUUCCCAUUCCCCAAAAACGAUGAAACCAUGGAUGAAGAGGAAUACCAGCUUGCAAUGAUGCGCAGGCUGCGCCGAGUCAACGUAGACCACUUUCAUGUUGGUUGGUACCAGAGUGCUGAUGUUGGAAACUUUCUGAGUCAUCCAUUGUUGGAAUCGCAGUACCAUUACCAAACUUCGAUCGAGGAAUCUGUCGUGGUUAUUUAUGAUACUGCUAAAUCUGCUAGAGGUUUCUUGACUCUGAAAGCAUAUCGUUUGACUCCGCAAGCCAUCCAGAUGUACAAAGAAGGAGAAUUCACUCCCGAUGCAUUGCGUACAUUGAAAAUUGGUUACGAAUCUCUUUUUAUUGAAGUACCAAUUGUCAUCAAGAACAGUCUUCUCACUAAUAUCAUGAUGUCUGAACUUGAGGAAAUGAUCCCUGAAGAAGAGGGUACUAAGUAUUUGGAUCUUGGUACCGCAACAGUGUUGGAAAAUCAGCUGAGAUGCUUGAUGGACCGAGUUGACGAGUUGAACCAAGAAGCUAUCAAGUUCAACCGUCACCAGCACUUAGUCAUUCGUCAACAGCAGGACAAGAACCGUCUCAUGCAGAAGAGAGCACAAGAAAAUGCAGCAAGGGCAGCCAAGUCCGAGCCACUUCUACCAGACGAGGAUAUCAACAAGCUGAUGAGGCCACUGCCAGUUCCACCACGACUAAACCCUAUGAUUGUAGCUGGGCAGAUCAACACCUACAGCCAGCACAUAUCUCAGUUCUGUUCUCAAAGUUUGGCCAAAUUGUACAUCACUCAGAGUCUGCAAAACGCCAAGGAAUCCAAGUCUACAAAUUGAAAUUCUUAUGAUAUUCUGUAAGAUUCAUUGUAUUCCAUUUGCUUCAAAUAAAAAGACUUCUUUCAUGAACGAAA
Messenger RNA from Athalia rosae (coleseed sawfly), 1221 nucleotides. RefSeq names its product eukaryotic translation initiation factor 3 subunit H (gene eIF3h). Lineage: Eukaryota; Metazoa; Arthropoda; Insecta; Hymenoptera; Athaliidae. The record is from RefSeq and is a predicted model, not a curated record. Gene Ontology annotation, cellular component: cytosol; eukaryotic translation initiation factor 3 complex; cytoplasm. The transcript has a single exon. The coding region runs from base 137 to 1147 and encodes 336 amino acids. Gene Ontology annotation, molecular function: protein binding; translation initiation factor activity; metallopeptidase activity.